Molecule: messenger RNA, 1610 nt
Organism: Drosophila yakuba
Lineage: Eukaryota; Metazoa; Arthropoda; Insecta; Diptera; Drosophilidae
Gene: Alg1
Product: chitobiosyldiphosphodolichol beta-mannosyltransferase
Exons: 3
Coding region: 127-1467 (446 amino acids)
Cellular component (GO): endoplasmic reticulum
Molecular function (GO): mannosyltransferase activity
Source: RefSeq, a predicted model, not a curated record
AGAUUUCCGUGCCUUUUCCCUGCAAUGGAGUACGGUCGCAUUACUCCCCAGGAUUCAACCAAACCACAAACAAAACGCGCAAUUCAUUUUAAUCGUAGAUAAAGCUCUUGUUUUUCCUGCCCAGCGAUGACGGAAGUGCCGCUCAAGAAGCGCAACGCCUGCGUCAUCGUGCUGGGCGACAUUGGACGCAGUCCGCGCAUGCAGUACCAUGCCCAGAGUCUUCUGGAGGAGAACUACCACGUGGACAUGAUUGGAUACCUGGAGACGAGGCCUCUGGAGGAACUGACACAACAUCCCCGCUGCCGAAUCCAUGAGCUCACUGCCGUCCCGGUGACGAACCUAACGCCCAAACUGCGCCUGCUCUUCAAGGCCUUUUGGCAGACGCUCAGUCUCCUGAUGGCUCUUAUCUCGAUUGGCCGUCCCAGCUUCCUGCUCGUCCAGAAUCCGCCCGGGAUUCCCACGCUAAUUGUGUGCUACCUGUACUGCGCGGUCACCCGAACCAAACUGGCCAUCGAUUGGCACAACUACACGUACACAGUGCUGGCUCUAGGAAUGUCCAAGGGAGAGCAGAGUCCUCUAAUUCGACUGGUUAGACGACUGGAGCGAUACUUUGGCUCCAAGGCGCACACACACUUUUGUGUGACGCGGGCCAUGCAGGAGGAUCUGCAGCAAAACUGGGGCAUUGGGCCUGUUAAAGUUCUUUAUGAUCGUGCGCCCGCGCAAUUCCAUUCCAUCGACCUGACCCAAAAGCACGAGCUGUACCUCAAGCUGGGCAAGGACUACCCACAGUUCCAGGCCAAGGACUCCGAACAAUCCGAUGUUCUGGAGGCCACCGCUCUUACCCAGAAGCUGGCCAGCGGUAUUGUGCAGUACAGACCCCAUCGACAAGCUGUGCUGGUUUCAAGCACUAGUUGGACGCCGGAUGAGGACUUCGGGAUACUCCUUAAGGCUUUGCAAGCUUACGAGGAAACUGCGCAAGCUGAGCCGUUGGUUUAUCCUUCCCUGUUGUGCAUCAUCACUGGAAAGGGCCCACAAAAGGAGCACUAUGUGGUGGAGAUCGACAAGUUGCAAUGGCAGAAGGUGUCGGUGAUCACGCCCUGGCUGGAGAUCGAGGAUUAUCCCACUGUUCUGGCCAGCGCCGACCUGGGAGUGUGCCUGCACUGGAGCACCAGUGGGCUGGACCUGCCUAUGAAAGUGGUCGAUAUGUUUGGCAGCGGGCUGCCUGUCUGUGCCUACGAUUUCAAGUGCCUGGAUGAGCUGGUGAAGCACGGCGAGAAUGGCUUCGUAUUUGGGGACCAUGUUCAGCUGGCCGAGCAGCUGAGGAUCUGGUUCGAGAAUUUUCCAAAGAAUCCAAGCAUCCUGGAGACCAGAGCUGGUUUUCAGCGCAAAAUUCAGGAAUUCCAGGAGCUGCGAUGGCGGGAGAGCUGGCGCCUCAUCGCGGCACCCGUGCUGGAGGCAAUCCUGUAGAGCAUUUUAAAUAGAUUUGACAAUUACACGUUAAAAGAGACACUCUUUGAUUUGCUAAUCGCUUUUCCUAGGUUAGCUACUAACAAUUAUAUGUACACAAGAGCUUACAACUUGAUUAUGCAGAUUAUACACGAUGCAUUGAA